AUGGAGCGCGUGCGUCAUGUCUGGGCUCUGGCGCCACUGGUUCCUGGUGUGGCACCUCAUUUGGCUGCAAGCUGCGGGCUGUGGUGGACGAUUUGGACAGCGCUGGCAUGUGUGACCGGUAUCGAGUCGUGGAGAGCAACAGUGGCAUGGGGCGUGCUUGCUGGCGGAGUGUACUGGCUCUUGGUGCUGGCUGUCGGAGUGGGUCCUUGGAUCGCGUCCCGGGCGCGAGUGCGACAUGGCGGCGUCAUCCCGGCUUUGUCCCCUCAGCCAGAGCACGCCAUUCCGCCGCCCGAGCGAGUGGCUGCCGCGCUCCAAACUGGUGAUCCACCGGCUGAUGCACUUGUCGCCCACUUUCCUGCCCUUGUUGCCGCGCUGAUGCGCAGCGAGGAGCCGGUAGUCACGGCGGCAGCGCUGGCCGAGGCCGAGUACGUCGAUGCCGAGGCGGCCGAGGCACUGCAUGCGCUUGCGGCGCCGGGCCUUGGCCUUCCAGCCUGGGCGACUCCCGAGAUGUUGCACGCUGGUCAGGAGGUGUACAUUGUGAACGCCGGGUUUCAGGGACUAGGCCUCCUUGUGAGCCUCCUCGAGUCGUUUCUCUUCCCGGAAGACGCCGCGGUGCUGGCGGCGACCGGGGCGCUGACUGGGCCGCUUGAUCGUGCAGCAAAGCGGGCGCUUGAUACCGGGUCAUUCAUCCAGGACCUGAUGUACGCGAAGAUCGACGGGAAGCGGCCGUCGCGUGCGGCGGAUGCGGCGUUGCGGAUCCGGCUUGUUCAUGGCCGAGCGCGGCGCAUGGUGGCACGAUCGGCGGCGUGGCAAGAGCGAGGCGAUGUGCCGAUCAACCAGGCUACGAGCGCAGCCACACUGGUCCUGUUUUGCCAGGUGGCGGUCGAGUCGAGCGCAACGAUGGGCGCGUGGAUGCCGCAGACUGACAAAGACGCGCUGUGGACGUUUUGGCGAUAUGUGGGCCACCUGAUGGGUAUCGACGCGGACCUUGUGCCGCCGAGCUAUGCGGGCGGGCUCGCAGGGAGAUGCUCGGGUAUGUACGUGGGACGGCUGGCGCCGGACAUGUCGUCGCGUGCGCUUGUGGCGCGGACGCUUGAUGCCAUGGUGGGCAUCGACGAGCUGCCGUUUGAUCCUGUAGUGGUGGAUUCUUGA
Messenger RNA from Thecamonas trahens ATCC 50062, 1152 nucleotides. RefSeq lists its product as uncharacterized. The record is from RefSeq and is a predicted model, not a curated record. Bases 1 to 1152 code for a protein of 383 amino acids. Gene Ontology annotation, molecular function: oxidoreductase activity. NCBI's taxonomy places the organism in Eukaryota, Apusomonadida, Apusomonadidae. The transcript is spliced from 2 exons.